UUCAUCAACGACAACCCACAAUGGAUCAAGGUGGUGGGUUACCGCGGCGACGUAGAACACGAGAACUGGGUACCGCGUUACAACGCCCUGCGCCACGCAGCCGGGAUUCAACCGCCAGGUUACCUGAUCCAUGAGUCUGSGGCGUGGUCCGACCGCCUCCAGCGCUGGUUCUUCCUCCCCCGCCGCGCCAGCUCCGAACGCUACGAUGAGAUCGCCGACGAGCGCCGCGCCACCAACCUCCUCCUCUCCUGCCCCUCGGACUUCCGCGACAUCACCGUGGGGCACGCCGGACCCCUCCACCCAACGCACGGUUUCUCCUCSUUCAAGUUCGUACCGGACACCGACGAUCAGAUCGUACUAGCGUUGAAGUCGGAGGAGGACGCGGGGAAGAUAGCGACGUAUAUCCUGGCGUUUACGUUAGACGGGAGGAUGUUACUGCCAGAGACGAAGAUAGGAGACCUGAAGUAUGAAGGACUGGAGUUUAUUUAAAAUGGAGGGAUGGGGAGAUCCUUAGGAGAGACUGGAGAGAGGGUUGGAACCAGAAUACAACAGGACAGGGUUGGUUGUUACAACUUACAUCACCUACCUGUGAAGUAGUGUGAUGAGGUAGGAGGACUCUGUUCCAGGAAGGUCCCAGUCAUCACCAAGGUUGUCCAGAAAAACGACUAGUGUUGUAAGAUUCUUCCCAUGGGCAACUUCCUGCCCCCAAAGGAGUCUGGGUAAUGUAGUCCACUACGUCUGGGUUUAAACAGGCAGCCCAAUUCUGAGGUUUUUACCAAUCACAUCAGAUCUGACUGGUCAAAAUAAUUGGCUGCAUAUCUAAACACAGCCUAAGGAACAACGGCCACGCUCAAGGGAACAAAAAUACUAAAAUUGACAGGGUUGUGUUCAGUAGGCACAAAUCGGAAAGAAACGUUUUAAAACUGAGCAUUAAUUACCUGAAGUUGUCCAAUAAGGCCAGUCAUUUUGGGGGUGUUCUGUUAGAAUGUUUGUGCCUUCUGAAGAGGACCCUUGUUUAAACUAACACUGACUCACAAAUGCAAAACUUAGAUGACGUUGGGUUGUCAACAUUUGCCAUAUGUUGAACAGACUACUGAAUAAGAUGCAUGAUCUUCUUUCACCAGCUGUUAUGUUAAUAACUUGUUUUCUCUCUUAAAACAGAACACCUCAGAUUAAAAUGUUCAUAUGUCA
Molecule: messenger RNA, 1191 nt
Organism: Salvelinus sp. IW2-2015
Lineage: Eukaryota; Metazoa; Chordata; Actinopteri; Salmoniformes; Salmonidae
Product: soluble calcium-activated nucleotidase 1
Exons: 2
Biological process (GO): proteoglycan biosynthetic process
Molecular function (GO): UDP phosphatase activity; GDP phosphatase activity; calcium ion binding
Source: RefSeq, a predicted model, not a curated record